UUUAACUUAAGGGGAGCAUCAGAAAUUGGAAGAAGGAAAAUGUUGACCUUCAAAGUCCUUAGUGGUGGGAAAAAAAUUGAAAUGGAAAGAAAAUGUAAUCUUUAGGAUUCUUAACCGGAUUGAGGAAAUGAAGCAUGAAGAGUCUGCACAUUCCAGCUUUUUAUUUUACUUUUUUCCUGUUAUCAUUUGGUUAAAAAUUGUUUUCAGGACAAAUAUUUGUGAUCUUUUACAGGUUUCUGAAAUUUACAGAAGAAUUAAGAUGAAGUACAAGUAGUUGUAGGGAAGAUGAUGAUAAGUCUAAGAAACUUCUUUGUUUCUGCACAGGAUUUACAAAUACUUUCUGGAGAAGCAUGAAAAAUAUUAUUUUAGUGAGUUGUUUACUCAGUCCCAUCAUUCCUAUUGGUCCAGCAACAACUUUAAGGGAGUUGUGGACAGAUCUCAUUGAACACCUAAAAAAGGAAAGUCAUAAUUUGGACAUAGACAUGUAUUAUCAAGUAACAAUUUAAUGAAACAUUUUAGCAAGAUUUAUGAUUCAACAUUGUUCUGACUCUUGUAAUAGUCUCACAGGCAAAGUGAAAGUGAAACUUUUUUUCUUUUUAAAAAUUUCUUGAAGACAUUUGCAAGAAAACUAACAACACCAUAUUCCCGCAUAAAAUGAACAGUAAAAGAGUGUGAAAUGCAAUUUGAUGCAAUGAAGAUGAGUAGCUCAAAGGAUUGUAGCAAGCAAGAGAAGCCAGUAUUGUCUUUUUCCAUUGAAGAGAUCUUAAAAAAGACAUCCACUGAGGUUUGCCUACAUAAGACCGUGAUCUGCAGAAACCCAACCGAGUCUGCUCAGAUUCUGAGAUCAGAGCCGCUUGGGAAAAUAUGUAAGGAUAACAAAAAAGGGAAACGUAGGAUCAGGACCACGUUUACAGCAGAUCAACUCCAGGAACUAGAGCAAAUCUUCCAAGUGACACACUAUCCAGAUGUCAACACCCGCAAUCAAUUGGCAGCAAAGAUCAAUCUUCCAGAAACCAGGGUCCAAAUCUGGUUCCAGAACCAAAGGGCAAAGUGGAGGAAGCAUGAAAGGUUUGGCAAUUUUGGUGGACUGCAACAUCUAACUGAAGUUAAUUACGUUCCUGCUCCAAACCCGGAUACGACAGGUCCUUGUCUGAUGUCCAGCAAUAUUUUUGGAAUGGGUGUCCACACAUGGCAUUAUCCACCAGAACAAAGAUAUUCUAUAUCUGCCUGCCUACCAAAUAUACAGCCAUGUAGUCCUCUGAACAUGGACCCCAUGGUGUUCUCAAAACCUUAUCUGCUCCUGGAUUGCCUCCCUCCAUAUAGUCUCUCCCCUCUGUCACUGAAAACGCGGAGACACAUCAGUGCCAAUUUUACAUAGAAGAUGACUCUGCACAGCUUAGAGGAGCAAGACUAUGGUUGUCUGAAGAACAUGUUUUUCUUCAUCAAUCCUAUACAACACAAAGUCUAUCUGAUUUAUAUUGGUGACAUUUGCUGGAUUCUGAUCACCCCUCUUCCCCUAAAUGCCCAUGUUGCUCCAUGAACCUUGUUAGGUCUUCAUGAGUUGUUCAGUAUCUCUGUGUCUAACCUACCUCACUGGCAUGUUGUUAGGAUGCAAGAGAAUGAAGCCAUGCCCAUCACCUGAACCUCCUUGGUAUAUGGAUGAGAUAACGCAGUGAAUUGCCUAUGAUGAUUCUAUAAUUGUAUUGCUGAAGACGUCAAGCUUUAUAUGAUUCCAAAACAGAAGGCUGGCAAU
Molecule: messenger RNA, 1753 nt
Organism: Anolis carolinensis (green anole)
Lineage: Eukaryota; Metazoa; Chordata; Lepidosauria; Squamata; Anolidae
Gene: isx
Product: intestine specific homeobox
Exons: 4
Coding region: 677-1378 (233 amino acids)
Biological process (GO): regulation of transcription by RNA polymerase II
Molecular function (GO): DNA-binding transcription factor activity, RNA polymerase II-specific; RNA polymerase II transcription regulatory region sequence-specific DNA binding
Source: RefSeq, a predicted model, not a curated record